Pogoniulus pusillus (Red-fronted tinkerbird) is the source of this 9293-nucleotide messenger RNA. It is a transcript of the gene BCL11B, whose product is annotated as BCL11 transcription factor B. Gene Ontology annotation, cellular component: nucleus. The transcript is spliced from 4 exons. NCBI's taxonomy places the organism in Eukaryota, Metazoa, Chordata, Aves, Piciformes, Lybiidae. The record is from RefSeq and is a predicted model, not a curated record. Bases 1021 to 3675 code for a protein of 884 amino acids. Gene Ontology annotation, molecular function: RNA polymerase II cis-regulatory region sequence-specific DNA binding; DNA-binding transcription factor activity. Gene Ontology annotation, biological process: positive regulation of transcription by RNA polymerase II.
UGUGCGAGUGGCGUUUCUUGUUCUCUUGCAGGGUACAAUGUUAAAAAGCCACCGCUAGUCGCCCCCAGUGCUCCUACUCUCUGGGUCUUUUUGUCUCUAGUGCAGAUUAAACGUCACGUCCGCACUUGAACUUGAAUUUUAUCCCAUUGUACAGAGGCAGCCCCAGCCAUAGAGAGACAGAGCGCUCCCAGAGAACCAGGACUCCGCCAUCUUCACAUUGCAAUAUAUAAUAGUAAUAGCCAGCACCAGCCCAGCUGCACUGGGGGCUUCCUUCCUUCCAGUCCCAGUGCCAGGCGAGGGGGGAAGAGUGCAAAGUGGUGCAGGAGCACUGGCAAUCCAAAAGCACCAGGGCAAAGCAGUGCCACUUGAACUGGGAAAGAGGAGACACAAUUUUGGCUACCCCUUUUUAAAAAAUUCUCUCUAUAUAUCUACCCAGCAAGGGUCAAUCUCUGAAAAACAUUUUUGUUUUUGGCUUUUUUUUUUUUUUUUUUUUCGUGUGUGUGUUUGGGCAAUCCCAAUUCUAGUACUUUUUAAAAAUCUAUAUCUCGCCUUUUUUUUUUUUUCCCCUUUUUUUUUUUUUUUUUUUUUUUUUUUUUUAUUUUUAUCCUCCUGGUGGAAAAGCUCACUUGCCAAUUUGCCAACCACUCUGGAAAGAGGGAAAGAGAAAAGUAUCACUGGCGGUGCACAUCCUCCUAAGUUCAAGAAGAGACCUGGAAGUCCAAGUGGCAGAAGCAGUGGAGAAAAGACAGAGUGUGUGAAAGAAAAAAAAAAAAAGACCGAAAAAGAGCUUUUCCUGAUGAUGAUUUUUAAUUGAGAGAGGAUUCCAUCCAGUGCACCACAGCAGCAACAAAAAAAGGAGGCGCUUUUUUAUUAAAAAAAAAAUCUUUUUCUGAAAGAAGAACUCGAUAAAGAAGAAAGAGGGAAAAAGAAAAAAAAAAAAGAGGAAGAGGAUCGCGCCCCCACGACAUCCCCCCAAACCAGUGCAGCUCUCCAGGCGAUGCCAGUGUAAAUGCCAGGGCAAUGUCCCGUCGCAAGCAGGGAAACCCGCAGCACUUGUCACAAAGAGAGAUUAUCACACCAGAGGCUGACCAUGUGGAACCGGCACUCGCCGACGAGGAUGAGAGUCUGGCAAUAGCAGAGCCAGGUGGCAUCAGCAUCACCACAGGUGGGACAGACCCCGAUUUGUUAACCUGUGGACAAUGUCAGAUGAACUUCCCGCUGGGAGACAUCUUGGUUUUUAUAGAGCACAAGAGAAAACAGUGCAAUGGCACUGGUGGUGCCUGCUAUGAAAAGAGCAUGGACAAGAGCAGCCCUCCCCCCUCCUCACGUGCCGAGCUCAGGAAAGUGUCAGAGCCAGUGGAAAUCGGGAUCCAAGUCACACCCGAUGAAGAAGACCGUCUUCUCACGCCUACAAAAGGAAUUUGCCCCAAGCAGGAGAACAUUGCAGGGCCGUCCAGGCCUGCAAACCUGCCGGGGGCUCCCAUAGCUGCCUCCUCCCACCCUCACACAUCCGUGAUCACGUCACCUCUCCGCGCACUGGCCUCCCUCCCGCCCUGCCUUAGCCUGCCCUGCUGUGGUGCACGUGCAGUCUCAGUUGGCGGGACUCAGACUGAGAUUCAGACUGAGACGUCAGGCACAUUUGGAUGUCAUUGUCAGUUGUCAGGUAAAGAUGAGCCUUCAAGCUAUAUUUGCACAACAUGCAAGCAGCCUUUUAAUAGUGCUUGGUUCUUGCUUCAGCAUGCCCAGAACACACAUGGAUUCCGCAUCUACCUGGAAACAAGCCCUUCAAACAGUUCCCUCACUCCACGCAUCACCAUCCCUCCUCCUCUGGGACCGGAGACUGUUGCACAGUCCCCGUUGAUGAAUUUCCUUGGAGACAACAACCCUUUCAAUCUUUUGCGGAUGACAGGACCCAUCUUGCGUGAACAUCCUGGCUUUGGUGAGGGUCGGCUCCCAAACACGCCUCCGCUCUUUAGCCCACCGCCUCGUCAUCAUCUGGAUCCACACCGCCUUAGUGCCGAAGAAAUGGGGUUAGUUGCCCAGCAUCCCAGUGCCUUUGACAGAGUUAUGCGUUUAAACCCCAUGGCAAUUGAGUCUCCAGCGAUGGAUUUCUCUAGAAGGCUUCGAGAACUGGCAGGAAACAGUUCCACCCCUCCUCCAGUCUCACCCAGUCGCACCAACCCUAUGCAUCGCCUGUUGAAUCCUUUCCAGCCGAGUCCUAAAUCACCUUUUUUGAGCACCCCACCACUGCCCCCCAUGCCCCCCAGCAGCACUACGCCUCCUCAGCCUCAGGCCAAGAGCAAGUCCUGUGAAUUCUGUGGGAAAACAUUCAAGUUCCAGAGUAACCUUAUUGUGCACCGGCGCAGUCACACGGGAGAAAAGCCCUACAAAUGUCAGCUCUGUGACCAUGCUUGCUCCCAAGCUAGCAAGCUAAAACGCCACAUGAAAACACAUAUGCAUAAAGCUGGCUCCAUGACAGGCAGGUCAGAUGAUGGACUGUCCACUACUAGUUCUCCUGAGCCAGGCACAAGCGAGCUCACUGGAGAGGGACUGAAAUCCAGUGAGGCAGAUUUCAGGAAUGAGAGUGAUCCUUCCCUGGGCCAUGACAAUGAGGAAGAGGAAGAGGAGGAGGAGGAGGAGGAGGAGCUCGAAAAUGAGAGCAGGCCAGAGUCAAGCUUCAGUAUGGACUCAGAGCUGAGCCGUAACCGAGAAAAUGGCUCCAAGUCUCUGCCGGACGAGAAAUCCCUCGUCUUGGGAAAAGUCAUUGAGAAUGUAAGUCUAGGUGCCAUCCAGCAAUAUAAUGACAUGCUAGCUGAAAAACAGAAGAGGAGUAGCUUCAUGAAAAGGUCUUCUGACCAGCGAGACUUGUGUCCUCGAGACCUCUGUCAGAGAGAUCCAGGUGAUGAAGACUCAGUGGUAGGAGAGCUGGACCGCACUGAGGAAGGGACAGUCAAUGGAAGAAACUUUGGCCCAGGUGAACCCUUCCCAAACUUGUUCCCCCGCAAGCCAACGCCUAUCACGAGCCCCAGUUUAAACAAUUCCUCUAAAAGAAUAAAGGUAGAGAAAGAUUUGGACUUGCCACCAGCAACGAUAAUACCUUCCGAAAACGUUUACUCCCAGUGGUUGGUAGGGUAUGCAGCGUCGCGGCACUUCAUGAAGGAUCCGUUCCUUGGAUUCACAGACUCCCGACAAUCCCCCUUCGCAACCUCUUCCGAGCACUCGUCGGAGAACGGGAGCCUGCGUUUCUCCACCCCGCCGGGGGACAUGCUGGACGGGGGUCUCUCAGGGCGCAGCGGCACGGCAAGUGGAGGCAGCACUCCCCAUAUCAGUGGCCCCGGACCUGGGCGACCCAGUUCGAAGGAAGGGCGCAGGAGCGAUACAUGUGAGUACUGUGGCAAGGUCUUUAAGAACUGCAGCAAUUUGACGGUGCACCGUCGGAGCCACACUGGAGAGCGGCCUUACAAAUGCGAGCUCUGCAACUAUGCAUGUGCCCAGAGCAGUAAGCUGACACGCCAUAUGAAAACGCAUGGCCAGAUAGGGAAGGAGGUCUACCGCUGCGACAUUUGCCAGAUGCCCUUCAGUGUUUACAGCACCCUGGAGAAACACAUGAAAAAGUGGCAUGGAGAACAUUUGCUGACAAAUGACGUCAAAAUUGAGCAGGCAGAAAGAAGCUAAACCCCCCUCUCCCCCCCACUCCCCGCUAGGUUAAAUUUCAGGGGUCUAGGUAACAUUUUAUUUGUACAGUUUAACUAUUGCCAACUGAGAAAAGAUGACCUAACUUGCCUCCGUAAACAUAACUUAGCAUAACUAUGGUAGGUGCCAGACUUUGGCACUUAAAUAUAACCUGUGUCUACAAAGUUCUAUUAAAACCCGAGGGUUGAUUAAGGCAGUAAAAAUUGUGGAGCCUUUUAACUGUGCAAUAAUUUCUGUAUUUAUUGGGUUUUUUGUAAUUUUUUGGCAUGUGCAGGUACUUUUUUUUAUUCUUUCUGUUUAAAUUUCUUUAAAAAUUUUGUUGGGUAUCCCUUUUUAAUUUUACCCAGUCGUAGCCUGAGAUUACUUGCAUUGUAGGAGAGAAACAUAUCUUUAAAAUUAUAAUUUUUGGGCCGCUGCUUUGUUGAAAUUUAAGCUAAGCAUGUGUAAUUUCUUGUGAAGAAGCCAGCAUCUGAACAGAAGUACCUUUUUCUUUUUUGCCUUUCCUUUUCUUAAAUAACCUUGAAGAUUAGGGAAAACAAAAUUGUACAGCGGAUAACAAUCUUGAAAAUUAGCACUUUCUUUGGAAUUGGAUCGAAUAUGUAGCACUGACAAUGUCGCUGACGACAGAGGCCUUUUCUAGAUGGAUUUCAUCACUGAAGUUAUGGCAACAAAACAGACAUAGGUGCAGAAGGCAGCUACGUUAAAAAAACCCACAAACCUUAAUUGUGCAUUCUUAAUUGCGUAUUACUGUGAGAUAUUUUCUUCAUGUUACUAGUUAGGGCAAUAUAAUGGUGUCAGUUUGUCACUUUUUGGGGUACCUGUCCCUCCCUGCCUCCCUCCUCCUGGAGACAGUAAAAGUACAUAUUGAGUAUUGUAAUAAUGUUUUCAAACGUUGGAGGAGCCAAAUGCCAUGGUUUGGGUUUAUUUUUUUUUCUUUCAUUUUAAACCACAAAAUCAUAAAUUUAAGUUCAGGACUUCUACUUUAAUCCAGAAUUGCUGUAAUUAAAACAUUUACUAGAGGAUGGGAACGUGGGAAUUUCUCAAUGAAAAGCCUCAACUCAGAGAUAUGUGGUUUACGAACAGAAAUAUUAGAGCUAUCUUAGAUGAUGUGCAACAGUGUUAUUAUAAGGAAGGGAAGAAUAAAUUCUAGCUGAUCUACUUGUCUUGGCAAGAUUCUGCUCCUGCCGCAAUCGGCAAGAGUUUUCCCCAUGACUUAAUUAUGAACAGUAUGGGAUGUAUCCAGAGAAAAGCAUUACGACAGAAGAAAAAAAAAUCAAGCAAAGAAAAAUGCACUUGCUCUGCUUUCAAAUUCCAAAAUUUUAAAAGCCUUUUAUGACUAAUAUUGUCAACUAUUGUCAAUUGACAAUUACGGUUAGAGAUUUUAAUUAUGUUGACCCGCACUUUAAAGCUUUUUGUUUGUGGUAAAGAGAAAAAAUGGCUUCUCAACAAGAAAUUACAUGAUAUUCUUCUACUUGGCCCAAAGGUGGGUUAAACUGUAAGGGAACAGCUGAGAUUAAGUGUCAGUGUUGCUAAGCAUGGCAUUCACAAUACUGGCACUAUAAAGAAAAAAAAAAAGAAAGAAAUAAAAAUAAUUUAUUGGACAGUUUUUCUACUGCCAUUCAAUUUGACGUGAGUGCCUUGAAAACUGAUCUUCCUAUUCGAGUCUCUUGAGACAAAUGCAAAACGGUUUUUGUGAAACGAAAGACUUUAAAAGACAAGAAAAAAAAAAAGUAAAGCAAGAAAAGUACGUUCUUUAGGAAAAAAAAAUAAAAGAGCCACAUUUACUUAACAAAAAAAAAAAAAAAAAAAAAGGAAAGAAAUAAUUCCUGGUUGAAGAUAGUGGACACGAAAUGCCAUAAGACCCAAUCCCAUGAAGAUGUAUACCCAGCACAACUUCGGACAUCCAUUAGCUGAAUUAUUCUCAGCUUUUUUUUUUUUUUCAGGACAACGCUGCUUAGGAUAUGGAAUGGAAAUGAGUUACUGCUGAAUUAAAACUCAAAUGACACAAAUUGCAAGUUGUUAUCAUUGAAUGAGAAAAGCAAAACAAAACAAAACAAAAAAAAAACAAUUCAGGAACAACGGCUAAUUUUUUUUUUUCGUUUGUUUGUUGGAGAGUUAAAUUUAGUGCACUCUGUCUUAAAAUACGUUUACAGUAUUGAAUACAUACAAGGGUAAAAAAAAAAAAAGAAAUUGUGUGUACGUGUGUUUGAGCAAUCUUUUUUUUUUUUGUUGUUGUUUUUAAUUUCAAAGGUUGCUUAAUAGGUUAUUAAAAAAUAAAAAAAAGGAAAAAAAAUACAAACAACAGAAAAAAAAAAAACAAACCACAACCUUGCCAUAAUGGCCAUGUGUAUAUUGUUUUCUUUUGGUGACGGGGUUUUAGUAUAUAUUAUAUAUAUUAAAAUUUCUUGAUUACUGUAAAAGUGGACCAGUAUUUGUAAUAAUGGAGAAUGCCUGGGCAUUUUACAAAACCAGAAAGAAAAAAAAAAAACACACAAAAAAAAACAAACAAAAAAAAAUAAAAAGAAAAAAAAAUCCCCUUUCUUUUUUUUUGUUUUUGGUUGUUGUUUUUUUUUUUUAAAUCCUUGAAAAUGUUGCAGUAAAAUUUCAAUGGUGGGUCUAUAAAUUUGUUCUUGUCACUGUAAACUGUAAAGUCUUGAGUUUUAGUAAAUUUUUUUUCUGCCUUGGGUGUUGAAUUUUUUUUCUUUCUUUUUUUUUUCUUUUUUUUUUUUGUUUUGUUUUCCAAGAAAAAUUAAUAAUUGUAUAGAAUCUUGUAUUCGGGGAUUAAAAGGUGAUUGCUACACCAUGUAGAAAAAAGUAAGUAGAAAAAAGUGCUUAAUAUUGUUAUUGCUUUGCAGGAGAAAAAGAAAAAAAUCACGUUUCGGACCUGUACCUAUUUUUCUCUUUUUUAUUUUCUUUUUCUUUCCUUCCCCCUUUCCCUUCCCCUUCUGGAAUGGAUAUUGAUAUUGGUUGAUUCAUAUGAUGUAGGCACUUGCUGUAUUUUUACUGAAGCUUGUAAUUUUUUAACUGUACGCUUGUCCUUUUAAAGGGAUUUAAUGUACCUUUUUGUUAGUGAAUUUGGAAAUAAAAAUAAAAAAAAAAACAAAACAAACAAGCUGCCAUAAUAUAUUUUUUUAAUUUGGCAGGAUAAAAUAUUGCAAAAAUACUAAAAAAAAAAAAAUUUGUAAGUGAAGUCCUUAUUGUACAGGAAAAAUAAAAAGGGGGUUGUUAGACGACCUUUGAGUAAAAGAAACAAAACAAAACAAUUAAGCGCUUUUUAUUUUUAGGGUUUUUUUUUGUUGUUGUUGUUGUUUUUCACAAAUAAUUUUAGUUGUAUAUAUAUAUAUAUAUAUUGGGGUUUUUUUUGUUUUUUUUUUUUUGUCAGAAAUGGCCUACAAAAAAGUGCUGUUCCCACAGGGCUCUAAAUAAUGUCAAAGUUGCCUGGACCCCUUGCAUCAAGGUUUUACCAGGUAUGGUUGAACCAGGCUGGAUAGUUAUUGCUUAUUUGUGUGAAAUGAAAUUCCGUUCAUGGAAAGGUAUCUAGGGUGACAUCCCACAGCUUCCCUGCAGAUAUCAGAGAGAGAGAGAGAGAGAAAGAUUUAUUUCCCCCUUUUCCGAACAAGAUGUACAACACAUCUUCCUUCUCCUGGCCACCCUCUCUCCAUUCACUGCUCCCCGCACCCUGCCACCGCCCUCUGGAAGAAAGUGAUUUUAUAGCAAAAAGUGAGAGUUGUUGCACCCAUUUUGACAUAAAAAAGUAAAAUGGUCUGCUGGUGGUACAGCUGUCACCAGGUUGAAGUAAAAUUGGUCCAGGCACAGCCCUCCUUUUCCCUGUCAGAACAGGACCUAGUCCGUGUACAGGUCUUGCCAGUCCAUGUUAUUAGCUGCUUUGCUGCUGUUCACUCCUAAUUGUACAUUCCAUAAAUUUUUGAAUGUUUGAGGGACUGGGAUGAAAUCCUGUGCCUUUUGAUUUUUCUCUUCUUUGCUGUUCCUUCUCUCUCUCACACUUUUGGGUCAAGGGGAGGAACUGAUGCUCUAGUGGGUCAAGGUGGCAGAAAAGGAACUGAUGCUCUAGUGAAGGGGAGGAGGAGAAAAUGCUCACUGCUCUUGCAGAAAGUGACAGUAAAAGUUAAAACAAACAUAACCAAAAAACACACUGCCAUGCCAAAUUCUGCUGCUUCCAUCAAUGCAGAACUGCUGCAGCAAGUGGAGAGGCAUGCAUGUGACAGUGGGGAAAAUUUGCUUCAGCCACCUAUCAGAUAGGUGCAUCUUCCUGGCUUGAACAACAGACCCUUAAGACUUCUGGACAAAUUCUGGAUCUGGAUUAUACUGAUAGGAAUUGUCCACCACUCAUAGUCCUGCAUUACUCCAGCAUAGCUGAGGCUGAAAUGUGGUCUCUUAAAGGCACAUUUUCACUUUUUGGUGAAAAUUCAGAUCUCUGGCAUUUGUGUAAAUCCAGAGUCAUGCCACAGAACUCAGCUGAAUUUCUUGGACAUGCAUCAGUGUAACAAAGCUCAGAGUUAACUGCAUAUUUACAGUCCAGAAUUCACUGGUUUAAGAAAGAACUUCGCCUUUCAUUUUGGUACAAAUUGCCUAGGAUCUCCAGGCUCUCUGUUGUUUUUAUUUAUCAAGGAUAGGUAACACCAGCAGUUGUCUAAUUUUGUGAGUUAGAUCACCAAAACUAACAGCAAGUCACCCAAAAGCACAAGGGUUUUGUUUCUGCAGACUGUAGUGAUAAUGAAAUGGCUCUCCUUUUCUUCUUGCUUAGAAGAAUUCUAGUUUACUAGGCCAUAAGCACAAUAUAACAAAAAUAAAAUAGCUAUGAUGCUGCCAUAGUUCUUUUCACAAUUUAAAUAGGUUUUUAUUAUUAUUUAAGGUUGAAUUUAUUCUUUUGAUUGUGUCUGGUCCUACCACCUUUGAAGUCCAGAGCAAAACUCCAGUCAACUUCCUUGGCAACAGGUCCUUGGACAGGACCGAGAACCUGGUUUUAGAAAGGAAAAGUACAGCUUAUUAAGGAGAGGGUCAAAACCCCAGCAUUUCAUCCCAGUCCUUUGCAAAAGACAGUCCAAGGUUUUGUUUUUCACAGGCAAACUCAUUUUUAUGGUGCUCUUUGUAUUUUAGAACUGCAAAGCAAAGUAACGUUGAUUUAAGUUGUUUGCAUUUGUACCGGCAAGGCAAAAUAUUUUUAUUACCUUUUUCUAUUACUUAUUGUAUGAGCUUUUGUUGUUUACUUGGAGGUUUUGUCUUUUACUACAAGUUUGGAACUAUUUAUUAUUGCUUGGUAUUUGUGCUCUGUUUAAAAAACGAGAGCACUUUUUUUUUUUAUUAUGGAUAAAAUGUUGAGAUGGCUGGAGGUCAUUUCAAUAUGGCUUAGUGAAAUAUUUAUUGUUCCUUUUAUUCUCUGUACAAGAUUUUUGGCCUCUUUUUUUUUUUUUUUCUUCUUUUUUUUUUUUUGGUUUGUUUUUUGGGUUUUGUUUUUCCCUUAUUGUCACAAUGUUGAGUUCAGCAUGUGUCUACCAUUUCAUUUGUACGCUCGUUCAAAACAACGUUUGUUCCAGUUUCAAGUUAUAAAAAUAAAUUGGACAUUUGACUUGAUCUCCAAA